Callithrix jacchus (white-tufted-ear marmoset) is the source of this 1143-nucleotide messenger RNA. The record is from RefSeq and is a predicted model, not a curated record. Lineage: Eukaryota; Metazoa; Chordata; Mammalia; Primates; Cebidae.
UAUUAAUUAAAUCUCAAAAAUAUUUUAGAAGUAUUGAGGACCCCCAAAGAGCUUUUCGUCAUGUGUGAUGGAUAAAUAUUCAGAUAAAUGGAAUAUUUUCUACAUUCGAAAUCAAAACUGACAACAUUUUAAACUAUUCAUUUGAUUUCUAAAAACAUGCUGGGUGUGGUUGCUCACACCUGUAAUUCCAACACUUUGAGAGGCAGGUGAAUCAAGUGAGGUCAGGAGUUCAAGACUAGCCUGGCCAACAUAGUCAAACCUCAUCUCUACUAAAAAUUAGCUGAGUAUGGUGGCAAGCACCUGUAGUCCCACCUACCUGAGAGGCUGACAUAGGAGAAUUGCUUGAACCUAGGAGGCAGAGGUUGCAGUGAGCUGAGAUUGCACUACUGCACUCCAGCCUAGGCAACAGCAAGGUUCCAUCUCAAAGAAAAAAAAGUAAAUUUAAAAAACAUAGCAAUAAUAAACAUGAUAAGGACUUGUUUUAUGAAAACAUAUUUUUCAAACAGCAUCAUGACGAAUGUCAUUGUUUUACACUUUUGUCAACAGAUUUGUAGAAAUUUGCAACUCUCUCAUACCUGGUUUAAUAGGAGACAGCUGGAUUUUCAGAUUUGUGGCUGCAUUCAAUCUGUGUUGGAAAAUUCUACCAGACACUUGAGAUAAUGAGAACAAAAAAAUUAACAAUAUAUUAAUAUUGUUAUAAAAAUAGUUUUGACGUAGCAGGCUGCCUGACAGGGCCUUGAUAACUCCCAGGAACCUCCAGACCACACUUUGUGAAGUACUAUUAGAAACACGCACAAGUAUUAAUUGUUGAAAUAAUGUAACAUCUGGGAUUUGCUUCAAAAUUUCCGACACUGCGGGGCAGACACUGAGCAGACCAGAUUCCACUUGCUUGUGGGCAUUGCUCAGCUUCCUCUGUGACCAUGUCUGACAAGCCCGACGUGGAUGAGAUCGGGAAACUCAGUAAGUCAAAACUAAAGAAGACAGAAAUUCAAGAGAAAAAUCCACUGCCUUCCAAGGAACUGAUCAAACAGGAGAAGCAAGCAGGCUUUGUCAUGUGGUGUGCACCGCCAACAUGCCCUGCUCAUUCCAUAAAGCAUUGCUUUCUAUUUUACUUCUUUUAGAUGUCUAAUUUUGAAUAAUGCA